Cryphonectria parasitica EP155 is the source of this 4674-nucleotide messenger RNA. RefSeq lists its product as uncharacterized. The transcript has 11 exons. Lineage: Eukaryota; Fungi; Ascomycota; Sordariomycetes; Diaporthales; Cryphonectriaceae. The coding region runs from base 1 to 4674 and encodes 1557 amino acids. The record is from RefSeq and is a predicted model, not a curated record.
AUGGCGCCUUUUGUGACGACUAUAGAGCAGACCCCCAUGAGCCACAAACAAGCUGAGACACCGUUUUCUCGAGCUGUUAAUGAUUUUCUAAGCGAUCUGAAAAAGAAUGACAACACCAAGAACCCAUUUUUGAAAGAGCUCAUAGCCAGACAUCAGCCAGUUGCGGUGGUUACCGGGGCUAGGACGCAGACCGAGGCUUCAGCGGAUGGCCUGAGAGAAUUCGUGGAGAACCUUCAAACACAAAAGCGCUCUGCGCGUACCUACAGGAUACUCGAACGGCUCAAUCCCUUCAUUAACAGUCUUGCCAAGCUCAUGGGGGUAUGCGAGAACCUGUUGGACACUGCCCCACUGGGAGUCAGUAUCGCAUUCGCAGGCGCUCGAAUCGUAUUAGAGCUUGCAUUGCAAGUGCAAAGCUGUCUUGAUGAAGUUGUCGAUACCAUGGAACAGAUUGGUGUCAGCUUGAAAUGCUACGAGAAGUUCGGUGACGCAUUUCCGACAUCGGAUGACGUGCAAGACUUGCUCGCCAGCUCUUACAAACACAUCGUUCGAUUCUGGUUCAGCGUGUCUCGAAUUUUAUCUCAGAACUUCUUGAAGUCAACUUUCGGGAGAAUAUCAAACGCGGUGAACAAGGAGAUAAGCAAAGCACUUGACGGGUUGAAUCGUGAUCGGGACAACAUCAUCGCACUAGCUCAUGCAACAUCGGCUCAACGAUCAAAGGAAGAAAAGAUUACGGAAUUGAGGAGAGGCAUUAUCGAGUGGAUCAAGAGCGAUGCAUACGUCGACGUCAGGACGAAUGCCGAUGAACAAUUUGCCUUUCGCCACAAGGGAACCUGCCAGUGGAUGUUCCAAGACGAACGCUUCAGGCACUGGUGUGAGAGCACAAAAAACGCAGUCCUCUGGUAUAAUGCGAAACCUGGUUCUGGAAAGAGCGUGUAUGCAGCAACGAUUAUCGAUCAUCUGCAGAAGCAGGGAAAGAAAACCGCGUAUUUCUUCUACUCGUUCAACAGCCCCGAGCGGAACCGUGGUGUCAGCGGCUUACGAUCUCUAGCUCUCCAGUUAUUGAGAUAUGUAGAGAGCCCACCAGACAGACUGGUUGACCGAUACAAGAAUGAAAUCGAUAAUCAUGCCACCAAGAUCGAUCGCCUCGACAUUGCUUGCAAAGCGGUUCAGGAUCUGUUGCCACAGUGUGAGGAGGUCUACUUGAUCAUCGAUGGUCUAGAUGAGUGCCAGGACGAUGCACUGACUAUCGAGAACUUCCAAAGACUCUUGAAGAUGUCUACUUAUGGACUCGCCAAGUGGUUCUUCUCCAGCCGCGAGCACGAAAACAUCAAAACAGCCAUGCAGAACUGCAAAGCAGUAGAGCUCAAGGCUGAGACCACUCUGGUCACUCAGGAUAUCCGCUCUUAUCUUAGCGCGUAUAUUUCCUGCGAAGGCUGCCUAGGGAACUUCACCGAGGGUGAAGACAAUUUUCUCUACUCGAGGCUGAUCUGUGAUGCUUUCCGCGGAGAAGGACUCACGUCUGAAUCAGAGAUUCGAAAAGCUUUAGUGAGAUGCCCAAAGGAUUUGAACAGCUACUAUAUCCGUGUACUGGACAAGCUAGCUGGGAAAAGUCAUGAAGAACAGAGACGAGCCAGAGGAAGGCGGACAUUUGCAAUCCUCAUCACAGUAGUCCAAUCCAUCUCUCUCUACGAACUCUUGAACUUGCUCGCUGUCUAUGAUGGCGCCGAAGAUCACGACAUCAUGAACGUUCCUACCAGACAGACGAUACAGACUCUGUGCAGCCCCUUCAUCAUUUUUGGGAAGGCAAGAGAAGGUGACGUUCCUGAGAAUCCGCUGGUGAAGCUUGGUCACAAAACCUUCGAGGAGUUCUUUAAACAGAACCCAGACGACCUAGACAUAUGCCCCACAUCACGAUUGCGGAAGUUCUUUCUGAUCUCCGAGGAAGCUCACGAGAGGAUGGGUCUGGAUUGUUUAACAUACUUGCAAUACAAGCGGUAUGCAAGCCCCGGCCUUGACCUCAGGGCCAUCCUUAGCAGGCCAGCCGAUAAGGAGCACGCUUUUCUUCCUUACGCAGCAACUUUCUGGGCACAGCACUUGAUGCAAUUGUGUCCAACUAAAGAAAUCGACCAAGUAGUGAGGAGAUUCCUUCAAAGUCGUACCUUUUGGACGUGUCUGGCUGUGCAAGCACAUGUCAGUCCCUACUUAUUCAGUCGAUAUGUUCGUGGAGAAGACCAGAUGUCGUAUACGCCGAAUAUAAAGAAGUCCCGGCUCCGCGACAAUGAUUGGUUCGGCCUGCCUUUGCCCGACUGGCUCGAUACCUUCUCCAAGGAGGGUAGGAUACUGGACCGGUCAUUGGAUGACUUCGUCGAUGAGUGGCGCGAGGUCAUGACAACAUACCCUAACGGUCUAAUAGCAUGUGUACCCUUGAAGGAUUUCAAGCCGACGUGUAGUGUCACACCGCUCGAAAAGUCAAGGAACUUGAAGGUGGCCAAUAUUGAACAGCUAUGCCAUAGUUUAGGCUCACCAAGUAGCUCUAAACUCCACGGUACCAGACUCCUGGGUGCGACAUUUGACAAGAAGACAUUAUGGAUGAAUCUGUUGUGUUAUGGGAGUGGCGGCCAUUUUCAACGAUUGCAGAUCCCACUCUUUGCAACAAGGAAGGGUAUCAAGAAAAGCGAGCAUGAAUUCUCUUGCUUAGAGAACGUUCUCCACUGGAAGAUGGUUAUCAUAAUGAGUGCGAAAGGUGGAGAGAUGCUCGAAGCUUGGCAAUUGGAGCCAUACACUUUGACCUUGAGGCGCUGCUCUCAAAAUAACAAUAUGCAGCGGGAAGUUCCACUUGCCUUCGCCAGAGACAGGAACAUGCCGACAAAAGGGAUGUGGGAGAUCAGGUCAUCACACACCAUCGAUUCUGCUUCAGCGAGGAACAGCACCAUGCAAGCCGUACAUGUGACGCGGACAUCUACCAGCAACUUGCCUGGAACGGACUCAAACUCUUGUAUCAAAAACACAGAGAAGAAAGCAUAUCAUUCAGACAAAUCUUGGCUGGAGAGUGCCAACAUAUCGGCCAUGACCAGUACAACAGCCGUGUCUGACGGCGACUCAAACGACGAUUCAGACGACGACUCAGAUGAUGCAUCAGAUGACAUUGACGCGAAUUCGGGUUCCCAAGAGGCCGAAAGUCCUCAUGAGCUCUUCGACAAAUACGAGUUCGAAAAGGAGGAAAAUAUGUUCACAGAUUGCUUGAUAUUUUUGCGUAUCGAUGGUCAUGCUUCGUGGCAUCCGUGGUCAAAUCCACACCUGCUCUGGUCGCAAAUUGGUUGCGCUGCACACCCGACACUACCUCUUCUAGCAUUUACACAUACUGCUUGUCAACUAGAGCUGGUUGAUAUGGUCACGGGAAUUCAAAAGACAGAGUACCUCUCCGAGCUCUCUGGUCUUCAAGACUUUCCGAGAGCAAGUCUGCGAGAACUACGUUUCUCGAUUUGUGGCAAAUAUCUUCAUUUCUUAUAUAUCGCCUUUUCCCAUGCUACAGCUGGGACCCAGGCCUGCGUAACAGCACUUACUUUCUCCUUUGAAUAUACGGAGAAUAAGUGCAGCAAAAUUUUACGAGCAUCACCGCCUCGGACGUCUCUCACGCAUUGGAAUGAAAACAGCAUCAUCGUUGCACUGCCGCCGCUCACAUGCGACCCCAAGAUUCUGAAGAUCAACCUCCCAGAAUUUCAUCAUACAGCUGAGGAGAAUGAAGAAAGCUCAGAUGAAAAUGAGAUUUUUACUUUGCGAGAGGCGAUCUACUUUCCAACAACGACAACCAGUCGCUGUCCUCUUCUAAUGUACCGAAGCAACAAGCUGGUUAUCGAAGACAGCAGCUAUUUAUAUCUCGUGCUGGAUCAACCACGUCGCCCCUCUGCAAAAGUCCCAAACGAAUUGAACAUUCCAGAAUAUAAUACUGAGUCUGGUUCUGGACGUUCCAUACCCGUCGGUGAUGAUCAGCACGAUGUGUCUUGCGAUUCUCAGCAGAGCACACACAUCUGCGGAUAUGAAGAAGGAAGGAUCUUUGUGGAGGAGAUUGACGGCGAUCGCGAGGUUCGCUGGGAAAAAUAUCGCAGCAAUAAGUUCCCAUGGGCACUGAUUGGCUAUUCUCCAUUCAUUCUUUGGUUUGAUUACCAGGUCUUCGUUGAAAACAGCGACAACGAACUGAUUAAGCUCGCUAUUCAAGCUGUCAAUAAUGCUUGUGUCGGUUGUGCAACCCCCAUACACGCGUAUUGGGAUAACCUCGCUCAACAACCCCAUUGCCUGGACACUCCGCGACUACUUCUCGGGUACGAGAUCACGAACCUUUUCCUCGACUUCUCAAUUCUCCGAAUCCCACUGCCAAUCGUCUGGCAUCUGCAACUCCACGUAUCAAGGAAAUUAGGCCUUGCGGGCAUGUUUUUGUUAGGUAUUUUUGCCUGUGUAACCAGUAUCUUGCGCUUAACAAUAGUCUCGGGUGAAUACGAGCUGACGCAUGUGAAUAUGCGCAGCGUUCGGACAGGUCACGAUGGUCAGAAUGGAGCCCUGUAUAGCCCUUUUCAAAGCUGGGUUCGAUGUAAUGAUGAGCGACUAACCCAAUAUCAUGCCCUUAGAGCUCUACCUUCCAGGGCUAUCAUGGUCAACCAGGAAGUGGAAGUAGUUUGA